Messenger RNA from Leptosomus discolor (cuckoo roller), 1044 nucleotides. Lineage: Eukaryota; Metazoa; Chordata; Aves; Leptosomiformes; Leptosomidae. The record is from RefSeq and is a predicted model, not a curated record.
AUGGGGCUGAUCUCCCCUCACAUCAUGAAUUCUGCCUUGAGGUACUCCUCAGAGCUGACCCUGGAUGACAUUUUCAGAGAUUACCACUUCGAGUACACAGAGUGCGACAGCAGUGGCUCCAGAUGGAGGGUGGCUGUCCCGAAUCCGUCAGUGGAGUGCUCUGGACUACCCGACCCGGUGAAAGGGAAGGAAUGCACUUUCUCCUGUGCCUCUGGCGAGUACCUGGAGAUGAAGAACCAAGUGUGCAGCAAAUGUGCAGAAGGGACCUACUCGCUGGGCAGCGGGAUCAAGUUUGACGAGUGGGAUGAGCUGCCAGCAGGUUUCUCCAACGUGGCGACUUUCAUGGACACAGCGGUUGGCUCGACUGAGAAUAAAGCUGACAACUGCAACAACUCUUCCUGGACACCUCGAGGGAAUUACAUAGAGUCGAACAGGGAUGAUUGUACAGUUUCUCUUAUCUACGCUGUGCACCUGAAGAAAUCCGGCUCUGUCUUCUUCGAAUACCAGUAUAUUGACAACAACAUCUUCUUUGAAUUUUUUAUACAAAAUGACCAGUGCAAAGAGAUGGAGUCCACGGCAGACAAGUGGGUGAAACUAACAGACAAUGGAGAAUGGGGCUCUCAUUCUGUAACUCUGAAAUCGGGUAGCAAUAUAUUAUAUUGGAGAACAACAGGGAUUCUCAUGGGGUCCAAAGUAGUAAAACCAGUUCUGGUGAAAAACAUCACAAUUGAAGGAGUUGCAUAUACUUCUGAAUGCUUUGCAUGCAAGCCUGGUACCUUCAGUGACAAACCAGGUUCAUCUGGCUGCCAGGUGUGUCCAAGAAAUACUUAUUCUGAGAAAGGAGCUAAAGAGUGCACCAAGUGUAAAGAAGAAAUGUAUUAUGCAGAUGAGGGAUCCAGUGUGUGUAUAGAGCGUCCUCCAUGUACAAACAAAGACUUUUUCCAGAUCCAUACCCCGUGUGAUAAGGAAGGAAAAGUGAGUAGAAGGCAUGGUACUAUUUUUAAGCAUAUUGAUCUUACUGUGAUCUCCCGAUUUGAAAACAAG